Molecule: messenger RNA, 3767 nt
Organism: Bufo bufo (common toad)
Lineage: Eukaryota; Metazoa; Chordata; Amphibia; Anura; Bufonidae
Gene: IFT81
Product: intraflagellar transport 81
Exons: 19
Coding region: 47-2155 (702 amino acids)
Biological process (GO): cilium assembly; intraciliary transport
Cellular component (GO): centrosome; cilium; intraciliary transport particle B
Molecular function (GO): tubulin binding
Source: RefSeq, a predicted model, not a curated record
UAAGAAACCUAGACUGCUAAGGACUGGAACUGUAUCAUCUCUAGUGAUGAAUCCAGGUUCUGUUUGGGAUCUGACCAUGGUCAGGUUCAAACCUGGAGACUUUGUAAUUUCAAUCUCGCUAUUCAAUAUGAGUGACCAACUUAAAUUCAUUGUGGAAAAAUUGAACAAGGAACCAUUUAAGAAGAACCUGAAUUUAAUAACAUUUGACUCACUGGAACCCAUGCAGUUAUUACAAGUCCUGAAUGAUGUCCUUGGAGAAAUAGACCCGAAGCAUUCCCUUGACAUUCGAGAAGAAAUGCCAGAUCAAACUACGAAGAGGAUGUUGAACAUUCUAGGUAUCCUGAAAUAUAAACCCCCCGGAAACACAGGAGAUCUGAACACUUUUCGCCAAGGUCUGGUUGUUGGAAGUAAACCCAUUAUUCACCCAUUAUUGUACUGGCUACUCCAGAAGACAAAUGAGUUAAAGAAGAGGGCAUAUUUGGCCCGGUUUCUAGUUAAAAUGGACGUCCCUGCAGAGUUUCUCCAAGAUGACAUUGUUUUUGAAACGUACAAGCAGUAUGAAGAACUGAUGGAGAACUUCAAAACUCUUCAUAAGGAGUGUGAGCAGCUAAAAACAUCUGGCUUCUCUACCGCUGAGAUUAGACGGGACAUCAGUGCAAUGGAAGAGGAAAAGGAUCAGCUAAUGAAGAGAGUUGAACGUCUUAAAAAAAGGGUGGAGACAGUUCAGAAUCAUCACCGGAUGCUUGAAAUAGCAAGUCAACUGCGUGUCGAAAAAGAAAGAGAAGAAUCUCUGGCCCAACAGAAGCAGGAGCAGAGAAAUCAGCUUUUUAGUGCAGAGCAGAAGCUGCAGAGAGCCCAGCAACAGUUGAAAAACAUGCGACAUGCAGCCGCUGAUGCAAAACCGGAAGGACUUAUGAAAAGGAUUGAAGAAGAAAUGAAAUUUAAUUCAUAUAUGGUAUCUGAAAAGCUUCCAAAAGAGCUGGAGAACAAGAGACUGACCCUGGGCUUCAUGCAGAGAGUUGUGAAUGAGCAAGUAAUUGACCAAUCUGAUCUCACAGAGCUGGAAGCCAAGAUCCAGGAGGUUAAUACUGAAAUCAACCAUCUGAUUGAAAAGAGGAUGAGAAGCGAUCCGGUGGAUGACAAAUUGACUCUUUUUCGGCAGCAGGCGGCUAUCAUCUCACGAAAGAAGGAAACAAAAGCUGAAGAAUUACAAGAAGCAAAAGAAGAAAUUGCUAAUCUGGAGAGAGAAAUAGCACAAAAGUCUAGCCAGGCACGAGACAGUGAUGGCUCUGAAAUGUUAAGAGGAGAUGAGUUUAAACGUUAUGUUAGCAAACUUCGGGGGAAAAGCUUGGUCUUCAAGAAAAAGAGGCAAGAGUUAGCAGAAUUCACAGCAGAAUAUGGUGUUCUACAAAGAACAGAGCAGGUCCUAAAGCAACGCCAUGACAGCAUCCAGCAGCAACUGCAAACCAUAGAACAAAAAAGGGGAAUAUCAGGGUUCAGCGACACCCAGGAAGAACUGGAGAGAGUGUCGGCCUUAAAGAGCGAAGUGGAUGAAAUGAAGGGACGAACGCUAGACGACAUGUCUAACAUGGUAAAGAAGCUAAACUCCAUGAUAGAAGCUAAAAAAUCAGCAUUGGCUCCAGUUAUAAAAGAGCUGAGGCCUUUACGCCAGAAAUGCCAGGAGCUGACCCAGGAGUACGAUGAAAAGAAAGCCCAGUAUGACAGCUGCGCCGCUGGUCUGGAGAGUAACUGCUCCAAGCAAGAGCAGGAAGUCCGAGGACUUCAGGAGGAGUGUAGCCAAGCUGAGACACAGUAUCAUUACAUCAACUUGAUGAAAAAGAUUGGUGAAGUCCAGAUACAGCGAGCAGCAGAUGAGAUGAAAGCUUAUGUCUCCCCAGACUCACAGGAAAGAAGAAAAGCUCUCAGGGACCAAUAUUCCAAGAAUAUCCAAGAGCAAGAAAAUUUGGGAAAGAAAUUAAGAGAGAAGCAAAAAUCUAUAAGAGAAAGCCAUGGGCCUAACAUGAGACAAGUGAAGAUGUGGAAAGAUUUUGAACAACUGAUGAAAUGUAAGAAAAUGUGUUUUCUGAAACAGCAAAAUCAGUCAUCAAGUGAGCGCAUUAUUCAAGAAGGAGGAGAAGACCGUCUUAUCUUAUAAAGUUCUUUGUAAACUUUCAGAUGUCCUUACAUUAUAUAUAUAUAUAUAAACUGGCUUCAAAUGUAUGUGUGUUCUUGUAGUAAAGAUGUUUCAUGAUUACCCCACCCUAGUGGUCGAUGAAUCCAGAAGUUCUCAAUAGACAGAGCUGGUUCUCCAGCUGGUGAACAUAGAUGUAACAGGAGCAUGACAGGUAUUUAUGAGUAUGAGCCCUUUGCCUUUGGAGAACUGCCAGAUUCAUUUCUUGUCAAACAAUAUGUGUUAAAGAGUAACAUUUCUAGUAAUAGUGCACACAUGCCACAGCAGGAUAGAGAUCCAUCACAUACAGUGAGUUAGAUAAGUGCAAUGUUUCGGUAAUAACCCUUCAUCAGACAUGCACAUCAGAGAAAGUCAUGUCCUAGAUGGGACUUGUGUAGCUAUGCCAGUGAUUAUCUAAAAUAUGAUAAAUGCCCUAACUCGUCUGCCCUGCUUCUGUAUAGGUUGUGUUCCAAGUUAGAUUUGUUUGCUUCUCAGCUUGAGAAAUAUUUUUUCCAAUUACACACUUUAUUCGGUAAAGUAUGACAAUUUAUUUCAAUAACAAACAUCAGUGACAGUAAGUUUAAUAUAUUAUUAAUUGAACAUUAGUGUAUCUAGGCCUCUUGGUUUUUUAAGAUGUUAUUACAUCCAUUACACUGCUUGCCAGCAGUAAAAACUCCUCUUGAUGAUUGAAAACGUCCAACUAUUUUUCAGACUGUAAAAAAUUGGUUAGUGAUUUGAGAAAUUGUUCCAUGUAAAUGGCCCUUUAGAGUUGUGAACAAUCUGUGUGUGUGUGUCGAGUCUAGUUGACAUAAAAAGAAAUGACCAAACUUUUAUGCACUUAUUCUGUUUAAGCAGUCUUCAACACGAGGAUCUCUAGCUGUUGUGAAACAAAAAAUUCUAGCAUGCCAUGGAAGCUGCAAAUACUAAGGGCAUUCUUAGUCUGCAGAAUUUAAAGGGAUUUUCCAUUCAUAUAAAAUGUAUGGCAUAGAGCUGCAAAUGGUUAAAUGCCUCUUAGCCAAUCAGUGGUUACGAUGAUCAUGGCUGCAGGAAGUGAUUGGCAAAGCGACAUUCCCAACCUGCUGUGUUAGGACAGGAGAAAAAAAUGGAGUGGAGAACCCAGGCACCGUUGGAGCAGGUGAGGGAUCGGUGAGGUGAGCAUAAGCUAUAUUUUUAAGCUAUUUGCAGUCCCCUGCCACACUUUUUAUGGAUGGGAAACCCCUAUUAAAAAUAUAAUCGCCCCAGUGAUCGACUUAGCAGCUAGGCAAGUUGUGCAAUGUAGUCCAGUCAUGAUAUAACGGAGGAUCGAAGUAAAUGCAUGCUGGAUAUUAAGACUCUUACUAUAAAAAAAAACCAACAAUGUAGGAUAAAGCUUAUGUGUGUUCAAGCAACAGGUGCCUGCCUGUUGCUUUUAAAGGCAUCUGUCAGCAGAUUGGUACCUAUGAAACUGGUUGACUUGUAUGUGCGCUUGGUUACUGAAGGCAUCUGUGUUGGUCCUAUUUUCAUAUGUGCCCGCAUUGCUGAGAAAAAAUAAGUUUUAAUAUAUGCAAAUGAACGUCUAGGAGCAACUGGGGCAUUGCCAUUACUCCUUGAAGCUCAG